CGGGAAUGGAUGGAUACAUUACCUGGCUUUAUUAAUAAACCUUCCGGAUCACGUGGUGAGCCCAGCCCAGCACAUUAUUCUGCUACACUAGCAAGGUAUUUUUCGACCGGGUGAUUUUUUUUUUCUUUUUCUCUCUCUCCUCUCAUCGGAAACGGGAGGGAUGCUGCUGCUGCUUCUGUGAGGGAGAGAGGUGAGCGCAGUUGGAAAAGCAUCCUCCCACCCCACCACCACCACCACCACCACCCCUCCCUCCAAAGCUCCUCCUCUGUCGUCGGAAAGCGGACGACCGGUCACAUUUACUCAAUGAGAGCAAGAGGGCACCGGAGAGGAUUUCCUAAUUCCUACCUGCUGCUGUGCCGUGUGGCUGAUUUUUCGUCUCUGUGAAAGCAGAGGCUAAUAUGAAGACAUCAUUUGGCAAACCAGACCCUGGGAAGCGCCUACAAUCUCAUCAGCUCAUUUGAAACUGAAGACAACACCAUGCACUGUCUCCGGUAAAAUCCUGUUCCCCACUCUCCCCUCUUCCUACCAAGCGUUUGAGAGCGAGGACACGACACGCUGCACAGACAUGGCUUCAGAUCAGCCCUGCAUGGAUUCACUAGAGCAGAGCAGGCCCAUGUUGGGCGCUGCCUGUAAGCGCCAGGCCUACCGGUGUCUACGGAAAAAACUGAGGCCGGUACGGAUCUUAGGGUUCGUCUUCAGCCUGAUGGCCAUAAGUGCUGUCUCCCUCAGUGCCUUGACCUGGAGCUCAGGGGGUCAAAGCGAGGAGAGUCUGCAAGAGUCAGUUCCCCACAGGACUCUACUUUUCACCCAACCCCAGACAGACCCCAAUGCAUCAGCCGACAUGCCAAUAGCCAUGAAAUCUACAGCAGAUAGCAAUAAGAGCCAGGGGGAUUACCCAAGAGACCUUUUUACCCUUGAUGAGAGGCGCCAAGGAGCAGUGGUCCUCCACAUGUUCGGCAUGAUAUACAUGUUCAUCGCCUUAGCCAUAGUGUGUGACGAGUUCUUCGUCCCAGCUCUGACGGUCAUCACGGAGAAGCUGACCAUUUCGGACGACGUCGCAGGUGCCACCUUCAUGGCGGCUGGCGGCUCAGCCCCAGAGCUCUUCACCUCCAUCAUCGGCGUCUUCAUCUCGCACAGCAACGUGGGCAUCGGGACCAUCGUAGGCUCCGCCGUCUUCAACAUCCUCUUCGUGAUCGGUAUGUGUGCCAUCUUCUCCAAGGAGAUCCUCAACCUGACGUGGUGGCCGCUGUUCCGCGAUGUCUCCUUCUACAUCCUGGAUCUGAUCUUGCUUAUCAUCUUCUUCCUGGAUAACGUAAUCUCGGUGUGGGAAAGUGCCACGCUGCUGUCGUGCUACGCCGCCUACGUGAUCUUCAUGAAGUUCAACAGCAACAUGGAGGGCUUCGUAAAAAGUUGCAUGAACAAGAACCAAGUGGUAGAAGUGGAAGUACAGCCCAAGGAUGAGAAGGCAAGUCCUGGGGCGCUGGAGGAUGACGGCAAGUUGUCGGCCAGACCUCGGCUCCAGAGGGGAGGUAGCUCCGCCUCCCUGCACAACAGCUUGAUGAGGAACAGCAUUUUCCAGCUGAUGAUUCACACGCUGGACCCUUUAAGUGAAGAAUUUGCUGACUCUGAGCUUGGGACUUAUGGGAAACUAAAAUAUUAUCACUCAAUGACUGAGGAAGGUAAAUUCCGAGAGAAGGCAUCCAUCCUUCACAAGAUUGCAAAAAAGAAAUGCCAAGUGGAGGACAGCGAGAAGGCCAACGGAGUGGCAAGCCGUUCAGAUAAGAACCUUCCUAACAGCUCCAGCGUGGAAGUGGAAGUGACGCCACCCAUGAAUGGAACAGCGGGACAAGAGGGCGAAACGGCUGAGGACGAGGAGGAGGAGGACCAGCCUCUGAGCCUGUCCUGGCCCGAAUCCAACCGCAAGCGCUUCACCUACCUCUUAAUCAUGCCCAUCGUCCUCCCCCUGUGGCUUACGCUGCCUGAUGUCAGAAAACAGUCUGCUAAGAAGUUCUUCCCCAUCACCUUCCUGGGUGCUAUCAGCUGGAUUGCAGCCUUCUCCUACUUAAUGGUGUGGUGGGCUCACCAGGUUGGAGAGACCAUUGGGAUUACAGAGGAGAUUAUGGGCCUGACUAUAUUAGCAGCUGGAACCUCCAUCCCUGACCUCAUCACCAGUGUUAUCGUGGCACGCAAGGGUCUGGGGGAUAUGGCGGUAUCCAGCUCCGUCGGCUCAAACAUCUUCGACAUCACCGUUGGGCUGCCGUUCCCCUGGAUCCUCUGGUCCUUCUUCAGCGGCAUGAAGCCGGUGCAAGUCAGCUCCAACGGCCUCUUCUGUGCCAUCGUGCUCCUCUUCCUAAUGCUCAUCUUCGUCAUCAUCUCCAUCGCCGCCUGCAAGUGGCGCAUGAGCAAGCUGCUCGGCUUCAUCAUGUUCAUGCUGUAUUUUGUCUUCCUGGUGGUCAGCGUCAUGCUGGAGGACAAGGUCAUCACCUGCCCCGUGUCCGUGUGAGGACCUGCGAGGACCCGCUUCCUCUCCUCUCGUCACCACCACAAACAACCACCGACACAACAAUCCUUCUUGUCUGCCAUCGCUCUCACCUGACCCUUGUGAUCCUUUAACCCGGGAACGAAAUAGGAAUAUGGAUUGCUGGAGGAGAGUAUGAUACAAAAAAAAAUAUGAAAUCUGCCUUUAUCUUCAGUAAGCAGACGGUGGCGGGGAGGGGUUAAAUCAACAAGGACGCAAGACUUUUGACUUGGCUGGUUUAGCUUUGGCCUAGCCUGAGUGGAUUUAUAUUUGUUAUUGUUAUUUAAUAGGCAGGUAAGGAGGGAGUAGUGGAUGUACCAGCCAAAUAUAGAAGCAUUAUGCAUGCCAUUAGUGUCACUAGAUGAGCUGGAAUCAAGACUACACCUGGUAGGCUGAGGAGGAUGGCCUCCUGUGAACUUUGGGUGGGGGUGGGGGGGAGGGGGGGGGCAAGAGGUGCACUGUAUAAAACUCUUAAAACAAGUGCAGUGGCUGAGCUGAGAUUGAACACAAAUUAACUACUGCUGUCUCCAAUAGAGUGAAAAGGAAUUUGCGGAUGAGGAAAUGGCAGACUGUGUGGAUGAAGAUUUUGCUCCAAAUGUGUUCUCUAUCUGAAAUAAAAGAGGGAAAAGACUCUCCUCUGGGCUCUGCACCUGAGCGACAAGGGACAAAACACCCUUUCUGGGCAGACAAACUUCUUCUUUCUUAUUAUUUCUUUCUCUUUUUUUUUUUUGGAUUUAUCACAUGCUCAGUCUGACUGACAAGUUCAAGCUCCACCUCUUCCCUGCCGGACGUCGUUUUUUCACCGCUGGAUGUCUCUUCAGAGGAUUCUUUUUUUUUUUAAUUUUUGGAUUCAUUUUCAUGAAA
Messenger RNA from Labrus mixtus (cuckoo wrasse), 3382 nucleotides. RefSeq names its product sodium/potassium/calcium exchanger 2-like. The coding region runs from base 566 to 2503 and encodes 645 amino acids. The transcript has 12 exons. Gene Ontology annotation, cellular component: membrane. The record is from RefSeq and is a predicted model, not a curated record. Gene Ontology annotation, biological process: long-term synaptic depression; intracellular calcium ion homeostasis; long-term synaptic potentiation. Gene Ontology annotation, molecular function: calcium channel activity; calcium, potassium:sodium antiporter activity. NCBI's taxonomy places the organism in Eukaryota, Metazoa, Chordata, Actinopteri, Labriformes, Labridae.